AUGGAGGUGAAAGACCACGCGGUCGCUGCUGUACUCAGUUCGGUGAAGCCACCCGCUGAACGGGUGACAUUGACCUUGCCGAUUUUGAACGCAGCUCGUAAUGUUGCCUUCGUCGUCACUGGUGCUGAAAAAGCUGCUAUCGUGAAGAGGGUUAUUGACGGAGACGACUCGUUACCGGCGGCUAUGGUUCGUCCGACGGACGGACGAUUGUACUGGGUGAUGGACGAACAGGUUUCCCGUGGGCUAAAUUAA
Molecule: messenger RNA, 252 nt
Organism: Soboliphyme baturini
Lineage: Eukaryota; Metazoa; Nematoda; Enoplea; Dioctophymatida; Soboliphymatidae
Source: the annotation of a GenBank genome assembly